AGCUCUAAAAGAAAAAAAACCUCUUUGCCUUCUCUGUUUGCCUCUGUUGUGGUGGGUCGACGUUGGCCGCGGUACCGUGCUUCGUAGAUGCUCCGUCAUCGUACGCUGCUGAGAUGCAGCGCGGCAGCCGCACAGACGCUCACGGCGUGGCUGUCUCGUCUCGCCGAGCAGGCCGAGGCCCUUCCGAGAGCUUCAGAAACGGGCGGUGUGUCGUCAACAUCGGCAACGGCGCCGGCUGAUGCCGGUGCUUCUUCUUCUUUCACUUCCUCCUCUACGGCGGCGGCGCAGCGGCUGCUUCGCGACAUCGAAGAGGCCGCCACGCACGCGAAUGCGCUGCGCGAGACGGACACCCUCUUCUCAAUUCUGCACUGCGUGCUGCGGAAGCGUCACUUCCCAACAGAUGCGGGGGCCUGGGCCCGUCUUGCGGAUCAGCUCCUGCCGUUUGGCGGCAUCGAAGCCGGCAGCGUGUUGUGCUACCCAGCCCCAUCGAAGGCCGCGGCACGACAUGGGGCGCACCUGCAGUAUCUCCCGGACGAAGCGAGCGCCUGGCCAAUUACUUCGCCCGGUUCUUCGCUCCACUCCGCCCCUCACAAGUCCUACCGCCUGCCGACCACGCGGGAGACGCUGCUCCUGACCGGCGGUGUCGUGCCGCUCAGUGCGCGCGUGCCGUGCGGUGACGGCCGCAUGGUGGCGCUCUUCCUCGACGACUUCAUUCAGUUUGUUCGGGCAGGGGAGAGGAGCGGACUCGCGCCGGACGUGGCGAACGCCGUCCAGUCCGUUUCGAAGGCGGUGCUGGACGCCGUGAAGGCAAACGCACCCACGUUGCAAUGGGAGCUGCUACUUCCGUCGCUGCUAGAAUAUAUGCGGCUGCUGCACGAGCUGGACCUCCAGAGCGCGGCGUCGGUGUUGCAGAAUCCGAAAGAGGCGGAGGCAGACGUCGAAGCGGAGGGCGACAACUCCGACAGCGAAACUGCCAAGCCCGCUCAGCGGACACGGUUUCUGCGGCGCAUGCUGGACGGCCUCGCCCAUCGUGCCUUAACGGACGGCGCACACGGCGCACGGGUUGCGGUAUACUAUCUACACGACUACUUCGCGAAGGUCGUGGAUGCUUUUCAGGCCUCCGACAGGUUCGCCCACACCUCGCCAGAAGACGCAGGGCGACUCUAUUGGAUGCAGCAGCGCUACUUCAUCUCACUCACGCAGAGUUGCAUGCGGGCGGUGUAUCUGCACUACACCCCUGACGCUGCCGCUCAGGCGCGCCCUGUGCGCAGCUCCUGUGUGCCUGCGGAUGCGAUUCUCGCGGCCCCCAUCCACAGCAAAAUCGCCGCGCUGUACGAUCAAAUAGAUGUUGUGUUUCAGCAGAACACCAACGCCGCCAACCCGCUGCGCGUGCCCGAGGCGACGGUCUCGCAGCUGAAAGACAUUCACACGUUGGCGCUGCUGCGUGCGCUGCGCAUCGAGGAGUCCGCCCCGGACGCGUAUUUGAGACGCGCACUGGAGGUGGUGGAUCGCGUGCCGGCCUCCAUGGCGAUCGAAGGAGAACUGAUUGCCGGUAAGGUGCGCCUGCUCGACCUUGACAGCGACGCCGUGGACGAGGACGGGCGAACAGCGAUUUACAACGACUUGUUGACGUCGCUGCGGAGUCUGGUCGAGAUGCGACCUCGCUUUGCGCGACACGGUGGCACGGGACCGUCGAGUGAUGGUGACGCGGGAGAACGCUCGGGUGGUGAAGGUACCAACACGAACGAAAGGGGCGAGGAGGACGCCGACGACGGCGGCGCAGACCCGGUGCGAGUGGACGCCGUCACGCAGGGCAUCCUGCAGCGGGCGCACGCGGACGUCAUCACGGCGCUUUGUGCGGCGCACAAGGACGAGUGGUCGAACGAGGCGUACAACAUCCUCGUCACGCACAAGUACAACGGGGUGAAGAUCACGAAGGAACUCAUCUUGCCCGUCCUGGAGGUCUUUAGUCGCCGUGGUGACUGUCGUGCCUUCAACCUGGUUGACUUGUGCGUGCUGUACAGCAACGAGUCGAUCGACAUGCGCACCAUCGCGCUGCUUUUCCGCACCUGUGCGGCGGCGGGUGACCACUACCGCGCAGAAACAUUUCUGCAGCUGCUGAGUGAGAUCAUCCCCGGUUUUCUGGUGAGGUGUCCGGCGUCGGUGAAGGAGUCACUGCAGGAGCUGAAGCUGCUGGACCCACUACCGCGGCACCUCUUCGUGUCCGCUGAGGAGGACUUGGUGCAGAGCGCGUUGGGUGCGGAGGCGCGUGUGGUGCGUCGCCUGCCCGAUGUGGCGUAG
Molecule: messenger RNA, 2301 nt
Organism: Leptomonas pyrrhocoris
Lineage: Eukaryota; Euglenozoa; Kinetoplastea; Trypanosomatida; Trypanosomatidae
Exons: 1
Coding region: 88-2301 (737 amino acids)
Source: RefSeq, a predicted model, not a curated record